Trifolium pratense (red clover) is the source of this 883-nucleotide messenger RNA. RefSeq names its product transcription initiation factor TFIID subunit 7-like. The transcript has 5 exons. Gene Ontology annotation, biological process: RNA polymerase II preinitiation complex assembly; transcription initiation at RNA polymerase II promoter. The record is from RefSeq and is a predicted model, not a curated record. Gene Ontology annotation, molecular function: RNA polymerase II general transcription initiation factor activity. Lineage: Eukaryota; Viridiplantae; Streptophyta; Magnoliopsida; Fabales; Fabaceae. The coding region runs from base 159 to 758 and encodes 199 amino acids. Gene Ontology annotation, cellular component: transcription factor TFIID complex.
AAAAAGUUAUAUUAUUAUUUUAUUUAUUCCUCUGUCUUCCCACGUCAUUUUUCAUUAUAGUUGAUCGAGAAUGACGACUGCGCAAUACACUAACGAAAACGCGACACCGCCGACCACCUGAUCUAUCUGCAACUUCUCUCCACACUCCGCCAUUAGAUAUGGAGGAGCAAUUCAUACUCAGAGUUCCACCGAAUGUUGCGGAGCGGAUAGAGCGUCUUCUGAAUGAAAACAAUGCUUCUUCAUCGGAGGAUAAGUCGUUAGAUUUGCAAUUUGGCGAGGAUGGAAGAAGCGGUACGUUUGUGAUUGGGGAUGAGCACUUCCCAGCUUCUCUAUUGGAUCUUCCUGCUGUGGUUGAAUCAUACAAGACUUAUGAUGAUAACUCUUUGGUUAAGACUGCUGAUAUUGGUCAGAUGAUUAUGGUGAGGGAAUCUGGUGAUGCUGCUCCAGAUGUAAUUGAGUGUAGACAUGGCCUAACACCUCCGAUGAGAGAUGCCCGCAAGCGUAGAUUCCGCAGAGAGCCUGACCUCAAUCCUGAGCUUGUCUCUCGUGUUGAGAAAGAUCUUCUCAAAAUCAUUGCUGGAGGAACGGCUGAAAAUCUUGAUGUGGAAGUAGCUGAGCAAGAAGGGGAAGAGAAUGCUCGAAGUGCUAAUAAAAAACCUGCAGCUACACCUGCAUCAAAGCAUGAUGUUCCAGAGACUCAUACAAAUGCUGGAGAUGCUGACAGGAGCGAUUCUGAUGAGUCUGAUGAAUCAGUUUGAUCGAUAUUAACUACCAAUUAGUAUUUUAUAUCAGAUGAAUGCUUGUAAACACCUUUUUUACAUAUUCUUGAACACUCUAUGAAUAAUAGAUUAUUUUAUAAAAAAAGUCAAUUUUUGAAAAAAUA